AUGGAGUUUAUGGAUGAAAUUGCUGAAGAUGGUUAUCAAGAGUCGGCGAUGAUUGUUGGUAAAGAUAAAGAUGAAAUUUCACGCGCUGCAGCGUCGAAAGACGACGAGAUUGAUUCUGGUUAUUGUUUCGAUAUUUUUCUCAAAAGCGAUUUGAUUAAGCUGCAUGAAUCAAGCACUGAAUAUUUGAUCAUCACAAAAGCUUUCUUCUCUGGCAUGGAAGAAAAUUUGAGCAAGAUGAUACAAAUCGUCGCGAUUCAUAAAAUCUCCCAUUCUAGUCUCCCGGCGAAAGGUCGGGCCGAAAACUUCCAGAUUCUGAAGAAGGCUGUGGCCGGAAAAUGCGGCGGAGAUGCGAAUAUCAAGUACACCUGGUAUAGUGGUUCCAGGGAUGAGAUCUGCGAGAUUGUGAUGCACGGAUUUAGCUGGUAUAGUAAGACUGCUGAAAAUCAAUAUCGUUGUAGGAAUAGCGUCUAUUUGUCUGCUGCAAAGUUUUCCUUUGACAGUGUUUUGUCUUCGAAGGUUGAUGAUACCGGGUUGAGGCAUUUGUUGCUAUGCCGCGUUAUAUUGGGAAUGCAAGAGGUGGUGACAGGAGAUUGUAAUGGUCGGUUUCAUCCAAGUUCGCCGGAGUUCGAUUCUGGCGUAGAUGAUCUAUCAACUCCCAGAAAAUACAUCAUUUGGAGUACUUCCAUGAAUUCUCACAUCCUCCCUUGUUACAUCAUCAGUUUUGAGGCCCCUUUCUUAAGAGAUGGAGGUACCGUCAAUCCUAGAUCGCCAUUGCUGAGGAUUAACACCUUGAUGUCCAUGCUCUCAAGGUUUUUAGGUUCUUUAGAAAUGGCUUCCCUUGAGAAACAUUAUAAAGAUUUUCAAGAGAAAAAGAUUACAAAGCCACAAUUGGUAGAAAGGAUUAAAGAAAUAGCUGGACGCCAGUUAUUAUCUACUAUACUCAACCGGUACACAAACAAGGUGCAAAUAGUUUUUAAAUACCAUAAACCGUAUGUAGAAGCACUGAUAUUGGAGUUUCCACAGAGUGGUCCUUAG
This is a messenger RNA of Hibiscus syriacus, 1035 nucleotides long. RefSeq names its product probable inactive poly [ADP-ribose] polymerase SRO2. NCBI's taxonomy places the organism in Eukaryota, Viridiplantae, Streptophyta, Magnoliopsida, Malvales, Malvaceae. The transcript is spliced from 5 exons. The coding region runs from base 1 to 1035 and encodes 344 amino acids. The record is from RefSeq and is a predicted model, not a curated record. Gene Ontology annotation, molecular function: NAD+ poly-ADP-ribosyltransferase activity.